Moneuplotes crassus is the source of this 1524-nucleotide messenger RNA. Lineage: Eukaryota; Ciliophora; Spirotrichea; Euplotida; Euplotidae. The record is from the annotation of a GenBank genome assembly.
AUUUUUUAGAAAUGCAAGACAAACAAUACAUAGUUCCUGACCUUACCAAUUCCAGCUUUGAAAGUAAAUGUAAAUCUAAAUAAGGGAGAGAAGAAACAGGUUUGGCAAAUAACUAAUAAAGAUGGUCCUUGGAGGAACAAAAACCAUUCUACAACUUUGUAUGAAAAUAAGAUUUAUGUUUUCGGAGGUUAUGAUGGCAAAAAGAACCAUAACGUUAUCAAAGUCUUUGACCUUGACAAUCACACUUGGUCAACACUUGAAGUCCAAGAUUAUCAGCCUAAUGGAAGAAACGGGCAUACUGCUACUCUUAUUGACGACAAAAUCUAUAUAAUAGGGGGAUGGCUCGGAUCAGGUCCUUUUGCAGCGGAUGACCUCCAUGAAUUCGAUCUCAAGUCAAGAAGAUGGAGUAAGCUUACCCCUGCUGGUGAAUCUCCAGGUCCAUGAAAUAUGCAUACAGCAGAUGCUAUUGAUAGAGAAAUAUUUGUUUUUAGAGGAGGUAAUGGGAAGGAUUACCUCAACGACCUCCAUUGCCUUGAUGUAGACCUGCUAGUUUGGAGAAAAGUUGAUGCUUCUGGAAAUUAUCCUCCUCAAAGAGCGAAUCAUUCAUCUGCAAUAAUACAAGGUCAUUUGUACAUUUUUGGAGGAUGGGAUGGUACGAAGAGGCUUAAUGAUCUUUUUGCGCUAAAUACCUCCACCCUAACUUGGACAGAGAUAAUCGUAGAUGGUGAUGCUCCUUCCCCUCGUGCAGGGAUGUCUCUCACAAAUCUGAAUGAUAAACUGCUGCUAUUUGGUGGAUCUGGACAUUCAGCCUUAUGAUAUGAUGACCUAAGAAUUUACGAUCCUCUUACUAACAAAUGGGAAGCUAUGGAUGUUGCAUCAAAAGAAGAUCCUAAUAAAUUAAAACAGCCACAGGCUAGAGCUGGUCACUCAACAACCUUAGCUGGGUCAAAACUAUACAUAAUUGGAGGUAGUUAUGGCCCAACUUACUUGCAGGACAUGUCGAUCAUCGACACAAACCCUGCACCUAAAAUUGAAGUCAAAGAGAAUAGCAAGGAUACAUUGCUGGAUAAUCUGAGAGCUAGAAUAAAUGAUCCAGAAUACUCAGAUAUUACUUUUAUUGUAGAAAAGAAAAAGUUUUAUGCCCAUAAAAUAGUUCUUUCACUCAUUAGUGAGCAUUUCCACGUAAUGUUCUCCAGUGGGAUGAUGGAUAGUAAGACCAACGAAAUAGUAAUCGAAGAUGUAAGCUAUCCAAUAUUCUACUCCAUAAUGCAUUUCUUAUACACCGGAGAAUUCGAAUUUGGUGCUGAAAUGGAAGGACAGGAACAUUCUCUAGAGCAAUUACAUGAGUUCCUUCGCUUCGCAGAUCGCUUCAUGCUGAACGACAUCAAGCUACACUGAGAGAAGAGAAUGAGUGAGAUCCUGACCUUCGAUAAUUUCGAUGAAAUCUAUGCCUAUGCGGACACAUAUAAUGCAGAAAAUCUGAUUGCGUAUUGCCAGUGGUUCAAAAACCAUAAUUCUUUCUAA